AUGACUUCGCUUUUUGGAAGCUACUACCUGCACUCUCGCCACACUCCCCCGCAUUAUAAAACUCAUUAAAGACCUUCUAAUCAGAACUGCUUUUAGGGUUUCUUCUCUGCAAGUAAGUAGCUCAAUACCACACACAUCAACCCAGUGAAAUGGGAUUGGGAUCCGCUAAUGGCUGCAGGUAAGCUACAACCUUGACCUCUCCAAACUCACCUUCUACCCCUUCUGUUUUUCUCAGAUCCCUGGCUUGGGAUUCAUGUCAAAACCAGAGAAAGAAUCGUUUGUUUGAACACAAAGUCGUCUUCUUUUUGUUUUUGGGCCAAAUCAGAGUCAAUUUUUGGUUGCCAUGCACAUGUUGCUGCUAAAUAGCAAUGGGUUUAUCCUAAAUGCAAGAAAAAAUGGCUACGUUGCUUGCUUCCACCAAGAAAAAAUGAUUUAAUGUUGAUCUCAGAGAAAGCAGAGGAAGUGGUUUCUUGAGCCAUCGUAGAUUGCACUGUGAUUGAUUCUGGGAAGUUGAGAAAAGUGAUGUUUUUUUCAGCAUGCCCAUUUCCUAGAAUGCCUAAGAUUAGAUUCCAAACCAAACAAAAAGAUGGUUCUUCGGACCAGCCUUCUCUCUCUUAUCUGCUCCCUUAUUCUCUCUCUUCCUCUUCUGCAUCUCCUUCUUCGCUAUCUCCUUACAGCGACAAUUACCCAAAAGAUUCAACUCCGGCGGCAUCAUCAGGAAGUAAAAUAAGCCCAGCUGUUCUUUUCAUCAUAGUGAUUCUAGCUGUUAUAUUUUUCAUCUCUGGUCUGCUCCACCUGCUUGUUCGAUUUCUCGUAAAGCACAGAUCUUCGUCUUCAAUCUCUCAAUCCAACAGAUACCCUGAAAUGUCUGGGCCUCAUGCUUUCCAGAGACAGCUGCAACAGCUCUUCCAUCUUCAUGACUCGGGGCUGGAUCAAGCUUUCAUAGAUGCUCUUCCUGUUUUUCUAUACAAAGAGAUAAAGGGCCUCAAGGAGCCGUUUGAUUGUGCAGUUUGCCUUUGUGAAUUUUCAGAACGGGACAAGUUGAGAUUGUUGCCCCUUUGCGGCCAUGCUUUUCACAUUGACUGUAUAGACACAUGGUUGCUUUCGAAUUCAAGUUGCCCUCUUUGCAGGGGGACCCUCUUCACUCCUGGGCUAGGCAUGGAAAGCCCGUUGUAUGUUUUGGAAGAUUCAAGAGAAGAAGAUUGCUUUCCUGGCAAUGGUGGAGGUGGGGCUGAGAUUGUCGGUGACAAGAGAGUUUUUUCUGUGAGGCUUGGCAAAUUUAGAGGCUCAAAUGAUGAUGAAGGAGGAGAUAAGAGAGUGGAGGGAGAGACUAGUAGUAGUAAUUUGGAUGCAAGGAGAUGUUUCUCAAUGGGUUCAUUUCAAUAUGUUGUUAGUAAUUCAAAUCUCCAAGUGGCCUUGUGCCACACACACACUACAGCAGCUGCUGCUGCUGGUAGUAUUGAUGGCGGUGAGGUGAAGCUUGGGGGAGAGAGAGGUGAGCCCAAUGGUAAUUCUUCUUCCAUUGAUGGGGAUGCUGAGGGUAAGAAGAUUAACAUUGGAAGUAAAGGUGAAAGCUUUUCUGUUUCCAAGAUCUGGCAAUGGUCUAAGAAGGGUAAGUUCCCAAGUCCUUCAGAUACACAUCUGAGCAGUUCUUAUGUUAAUAUGGGUUUGUCAUGGCUUGAUAGAACUCAAGUUACAUGAAUAUAUUGAUCUAGUGUUGUAAUUUCUUUGUUGAUUAAUCCAUUUACGCCCAUUAAUUGAACCUUCUUUUUUCUGCGCAA
Messenger RNA from Malania oleifera, 1781 nucleotides. Its product is annotated as RING-H2 finger protein ATL46-like. Lineage: Eukaryota; Viridiplantae; Streptophyta; Magnoliopsida; Santalales; Ximeniaceae. Bases 523 to 1701 code for a protein of 392 amino acids. The transcript has a single exon. The record is from RefSeq and is a predicted model, not a curated record.